AUGGGCGGCUCGUCUCCUCUUCCCCUCAGUCUGCAGAGCAAGUUCCAGCGAGCUCGAGCUGGUCAUUUGGCUCGGCUGAGGGACUACCAAGGGAAUUUCAACAUACUCCGUAAUGUAAUCUUCAUCUUCUUCGUCCUCCGCAUCCUUCGGAGAUCAUUCUACUUCCUCCGCGGCCACGGCCUCCUCGGCUCUCUCGCGCUGCUUUACCACACCACGCACAAAACACUCUACAGAAUCUUCCUCAACCUCCCCGGCGUGCGGUCAAAGGUCGCCAGGCAACUCGAGGCGGCACGAAAGGACCUCGAAGAUAAACUGGCGCCCAACGAUCCCGGUGUGAACCGAUACCUGCAUCUCCCAAAGGAGCCAUGGACCAAGGAUCAGUUAAAUACCGAAUUGGAGACGUUGGCAUCGAUGAAACGCACGAGGUGGGAAGAAGGCAAAGUCUCUGGCGCAGUCUACCACGGCGAAGAGGAGUUGUUGGACAUUCAGUUUCAGGCCAUGCGGUCCUUCAGUGUGGCCAAUCCGAUCCAUGCCGACGUGUUUCCCGCUGUCCGCAAGAUGGAAGCUGAAAUCGUGGCGAUGGUUCUCGCCAUGUUCAAUGCCCCCGAGACAGGUGCUGGGGUGACAACCUCGGGCGGUACAGAGUCAAUCCUAAUGGCCUGCCUGUCGGCAAGGCAGAAGGGCUAUGCAGAGAAGGGCAUCAAAGAGCCGGAAAUGAUCGUUCCGCAUACCGCGCAUGCUGCGUUCCACAAGGCAGCAUCAUAUUUCAAGAUCAAGCUCCACAUUGUCCACUGUUCGGCGCCAGAGUACAUGGUCGACAUAUAUCGCGUUCGCCGACUGAUUAACCCCAACACAAUCCUCCUCGUGGGAAGUGCCCCGAACUACCCGCACGGGGUUGUGGACAACAUCCCGGCUCUCUCGAAACUUGCCGUGACGUACAAAAUCCCCUUGCAUGUGGACUGCUGUUUGGGAUCCUUUCUUAUGCCGCACCUCUCCAAAGCUGGGUUUCCCUCACCCUUCGCCGAGGAGGGAGGGUUCGACUUCCGCCAACCGGGAGUCACAUCCAUAUCUGUGGAUACGCACAAGUACGGCUUUGCUCCCAAGGGCAAUUCGUGCGUUUUAUACAGAGACCGGCAGCUACGAGAAUAUCAAUACUUUUUAUGUCCGGAGUGGUCCGGCGGUGUCUAUGGAAGUCCCUCCAUAGCUGGCUCUCGGCCUGGAGCGCUGAUAGCUGGAUGCUGGGCCAGUAUGAUGGUCGUGGGCGAGAAGGGUUAUAUCGACGCCACGAAUAAAAUCGUCACCACGAAACAAACGAUUGAAAACGCCAUCAAGGAACACCCUAUCCUGAAAUCGGCCUUGGGGAUAUUGGGCAAACCGAUGAUUAGUGUGGUGGCGUUUGAAUCGCUCGACCCUCAAAUAUCAAUCUACGACGUCGCCGACGGGAUGUCUAAGAGACAGUGGCAUCUCAACUCGCUCCAAGAUCCCCCGGGAGUGCACGUCGCCGUGACCCUACCCAUGACGAGACCCGGGGCUGUGGACGGGCUGAUCGAUGAUCUCGUCGCGGUGGUCAAGGAAGAGAAGGAGAAGAUUGUCAGCCAGCAAGUUACCGGUAGCGGAGUUGUUGGUGGUGCUGUAGUGAAGAAGGACAAGACCAAAGGGACCAGCGCCCAAUUGUAUGGCGUUGCGGGAAGCUUGCCCGACAAGAGCAUCGUCGAAAAGCUCGUUGUGGCCUACCUGGAUACGUUGUACAAAGCCUGA
Messenger RNA from Fonsecaea nubica, 1758 nucleotides. RefSeq lists its product as hypothetical. Gene Ontology annotation, biological process: carboxylic acid metabolic process; sphingolipid catabolic process. Lineage: Eukaryota; Fungi; Ascomycota; Eurotiomycetes; Chaetothyriales; Herpotrichiellaceae. The transcript is spliced from 2 exons. Bases 1 to 1758 code for a protein of 585 amino acids. The record is from RefSeq and is a predicted model, not a curated record. Gene Ontology annotation, molecular function: pyridoxal phosphate binding; sphinganine-1-phosphate aldolase activity. Gene Ontology annotation, cellular component: endoplasmic reticulum.